Messenger RNA from Penicillium argentinense, 1587 nucleotides. RefSeq lists its product as uncharacterized. The record is from RefSeq and is a predicted model, not a curated record. The coding region runs from base 1 to 1587 and encodes 528 amino acids. Gene Ontology annotation, molecular function: carbohydrate:proton symporter activity. NCBI's taxonomy places the organism in Eukaryota, Fungi, Ascomycota, Eurotiomycetes, Eurotiales, Aspergillaceae. Gene Ontology annotation, biological process: transmembrane transport; carbohydrate transport. The transcript has 3 exons. Gene Ontology annotation, cellular component: membrane.
AUGGAUCCAUCUAAACCACUCCGGGAACACGUCGAGGUGGGCAAGGACGGGGUGGAAACCAAAGAAAUCACCCUGCAAGAAACGAGUGAGGCGAUUCAACUAGCCGAGGCCGUCGAGUCUACCAAAUGCAGUCCAUGGACGCCAAACAUGUUUCGUCUUUAUGGCUGCCUGACAAUCGCCUAUCUCUGCGGCUGCUUGAAUGGGUAUGAUGGGUCUCUCAUGGGAGGCGUCAAUGCAAUGACUACAUAUCAGCAGUACUUCCAUAUGAAAACUGCCUCCUCUGGAACUGGCCUCGUUUUUGCAAUCUAUAAUAUUGGCUCGAUCCCUGCCGUCCUUCUCUCGGGCCCCGCCAACGAUCUCCUCGGUCGCCGCAAAGGCAUGUUUAUCGGCGCAGCAAUCAUCAUCGUAGGAACAUGCGUGCAAGCACCGGCCGUGAACCACGGAAUGUUCCUCGCAGGUCGGUUUAUCCUCGGCUUCGGCGUCAGCUUCUGCUGCGUCAGUGCCCCAUGCUAUGUCUCAGAAAUGGCGCAUCCAGUGUGGCGCGGUACCUUAACAGGCCUCUACAACUGCACCUGGUACGUGGGAUCUAUUGUCGCAAGCUGGGUCGUCUAUGGCUGUCAAAAAAUCACAGCAUCCAACGGCUUCCGGAUCCCGAUCUGGUGCCAACUGAUUUCCUCCGUGAUCGUUGCGUUCAGCAUCUGGUUCUUACCCGAGUCACCGCGCUGGCUGAUGGCACAGGAUCGCGUGGACGAGGCUAUCCAAGUUCUCGCACGGUACCACGGCGAAGGUGACUCGAGUCAUCCAAUCGUCGCACUCCAGAUUAAGGAGAUGCAGCAUCAGAUUUCUGUGACUGUGGAGGACAGCAGUAAGAAGUGGUGGGAGUAUCGCGAGCUAUUCAAUACACAUUCAGCUCGUCGUCGGUUCAUUUGCGUUGCCGGUAUGGCUUGUUUCGGUCAAUUAUCUGGAAACAGUCUGACAGGCUACUAUCUCCCUGUCAUGGUGGAGAAUGCUGGCAUUGACUCUGUUAACACGCAACUGAUGUUGAACGCCAUCUACCCGGUCAUCUGUCUCUUCGCUGCUGUUUCUGGUGCAGGACUUACCGAUCGCAUUGGAAGACGACCGCUGAUGAUCUACUCUCUUCUCUUCUGUUCUGCCGCUUUCGCUGUCAUCCUGGGCACGUCAAAGAUGUCGGUUGACAACCCCGACAACGCGAGCGCAGCCAAUACGUCAGUCGCAUUCAUCUAUCUCUUCGGUAUCGUGUUCUCAUUCGGGUGGACGCCGCUGCAGAGAACUGCCGUCGGCAAUUUACUGUCCAACAUCAGCAGCGCAAUUAUCUCCUACAGUUCUGGUCCCGCUUUUGCGAAGUUGAAAUACUAUUUCUACGCGGUGUUUAUUGCGUGGGACCUGAUCGAAACUGUUGUCAUCUAUUUUUGGUUCCCAGAGACUAAGGAGCGCACCCUGGAGGAACUUGAAGAGGUCUUUUCUGCGCCGAAUCCUGUCAAGAAGAGUCUCGAGAAACGCGAUAUUGGCACUGUUCUGCGAACACUUGAAGUCUCAGAUGGCCGCGAUGUGCGAGCAGAGGUUUAA